Mesorhabditis belari is the source of this 237-nucleotide messenger RNA. Lineage: Eukaryota; Metazoa; Nematoda; Chromadorea; Rhabditida; Rhabditidae. The record is from the annotation of a GenBank genome assembly.
AUGAGAACUUUCUCGAUUUAUUUCCUUCUUUUCACUCUUUUCGCUGCUUCGAUUCUUUGUCAAGCUGAAUCGAUUCGGAUGAAACGUGCGACCUGUUGGAGUUGGGACGGAGGAGACGAUUGCAGGAAGAAAUGUCAAGACAUGACGAACAGUUGCACAAACGAAAAAUACGACACCGGGCACUGUGAAUUCUCGUGGAUUGGGGCGACUUGUGUGUGCAAACCGGAAUGCGAUGAG